Solanum lycopersicum (tomato) is the source of this 375-nucleotide messenger RNA. RefSeq lists its product as uncharacterized. Lineage: Eukaryota; Viridiplantae; Streptophyta; Magnoliopsida; Solanales; Solanaceae. The record is from RefSeq and is a predicted model, not a curated record.
AUGUUGGGAAAUAAGCUUCCUGAUAGCAGAGUUAUUGAAAAGCUUCUUGUUACAUUACCUGAGAAGUUUGAACCAACCAUUGCUUCCUUAGAAAAUACCAAUGAUCUGUCAAGGAUAACUUCGGCAGGAUUACCAAAUGCAUUGCAGGCAGCAACAAAGGAGAAAAAUUCCCCCAUAUCAAUAUUGCGAAAGGAAGAAUCAUCCUCACUUCAAAUGCUGGAGAAAGUCGGGUAUGAGAUGCCAAAAAAUAUCCAAAAUUUGGGCAUGCUGAGAUCAUCUGCAAAGAGAAUGGACGACAACAACAACAAGGAGAAUCUCAAGUUGCAAAUCAACAUGAGGAAGAACACUUCUUUUUUCAUCAAGUUUUGCAUCUAG